This is a messenger RNA of Vespa crabro (European hornet), 3530 nucleotides long. Its product is annotated as sodium- and chloride-dependent GABA transporter 2-like. Bases 372 to 2318 code for a protein of 648 amino acids. Gene Ontology annotation, cellular component: membrane. Gene Ontology annotation, biological process: sodium ion transmembrane transport. Lineage: Eukaryota; Metazoa; Arthropoda; Insecta; Hymenoptera; Vespidae. The transcript has 11 exons. The record is from RefSeq and is a predicted model, not a curated record.
ACGAUAUUCCUUGUGGGGUAGGUCGAACAAAAUAGCGGUCGGUAAUUUCAGUCGAAGGCAUAUUAAACAAAUAAGAGAAAAAUAUUUUCCAUUGAAUGAUCAAAACUGUGACCUUUCUUUUUAACUUUACCAUUUGAUAUUUUUAAGAAGAAAAGAAAAAACUCAUCAAAUGUUUUUCAACCUUUUUUAAUUCCGACGAAAACGAAGCUUAUUUCACGAUUUUUUUCUCGAUUGGAUUACUUUUUUAAAUUUUUGGAGUGAAAUUGUGAGAAUCGUUCCCAACCCCCGUUUUUUUUUCUUUAAUUGUGACGCAUUUGGUAACAAGAUAACGGAGAUUUUAGAACGAAAACAAAGAAAACUUUUUUGAAACAAUGGCAGAAAAAAUGUAUUAUUGGGACGGGGAGAAGAAUCAAAGUGAUUCUGAUCAGACUUUCAUAGAAUUUAAAGCAAAAUCUGGGCCAACGGCAGGAAAGAUGAAAAAAGAGGAAUCGCAUGCUGUUUCGAAAACUUCAUCGGCCGCUACACAAGGAAGAUCAACGGAUUUUGUGAGUCGCGAAGAAGAUGCAGAGCGCGGAGGUUGGGACAAUAAAUUAGACUUUCUCUUCUCAUGCAUCAGCGUUUCCGUCGGCCUAGGAAACGUCUGGAGGUUUCCUUACCUUUGCUACAAGAACGGCGGUGGUGCAUUUCUUAUCACUUACGGUAUCGCUAUGCUAUUCUGUGGGAUUCCAAUAUUUUUUCAAGAAGUCGCCAUUGGACAGUAUCUUGGAGCUGGUGGAAUGACUCUUGUUAGUCAACUGUGUCCCUUGUUACAAGGUGUAGGAUAUGCCACGAUGACUAUUGUUUUUUUUCUUGACAUAUAUUACUGCAUAAUUAUUGCCUGGACUCUCUUUUAUCUUAUAAGCACCUUCAUUAAUUUACCUGGUGUCCCUUGGAGUAGUUGUGGACAUUGGUGGAAUACAAAGAAUUGUUUUGAUGCGUCGGUAGAAAGUAAGAUCAGUCAAGAUGACAAAAAUGAUACCAUGAACAUGACUUAUCAUCACACCACACCUGUAGAAGAAUUUUACGAACGACGAGUACUUGGAGUUACAUCCGGUAUCGAAAACAUCGGUGGAAUCCAAUGGGAACUCCUGGGUUGUUUGAUAAUCGGCUGGCUACUCGUUUACUUUAUCAUCCGACGUGGCCUCCAUCAAAGCGGUAAGAUCAUCUGGUUUUCAGCCUUGUUCCCGUACGUGGUGCUUUUCAUUCUUUUGGGAAGAGCGGUGACCUUGGAGGGAUCCUACGAUGGUUUACUGUAUUACGUGACGCCAAGAUGGAAAGAAUUGUUAAGUCCCGGACCGUGGAUCGACGGGACUACACAAAUUUUCUUCGCUUACAGUAUUGGAACUGGCGCCUUACCUGCCUUGGGAUCUUACAAUAGAUUUCAUCACAAUUGUUAUAGAGAUGCACUAAUUACUUGCGUAGUCAACACCCUAACUUGUCUUCUGGCCGGGUGUCUGACAUUUUCGAUAUUGGGUCACAUCGCUUUGGAACAAGGUACUGAGGUGUCUGAGGUCGUCAAGAGCGGACCUGGCCUUGUGUUUCUCACGUAUCCUGAGGUCGUUCUAAAGCUUCCUGGCGCUCCGAUUUGGGCUAUUAUAUUCUUCGUCAUGCUUCUCAUUCUUGGAAUCGAUAGUGAAUUUUGCAUCGUCGAUUCGUUCAUCACCGGUAUCAUCGAUAAUUGGCCGGAUCUUCGCCCUCACCGAAGCAAAUUCACCAUCGUCAUUUGUAUCCUGAUGUUUUGCUUAGGACUUCCUAUGGUGACAAAUGGUGGCGUUUAUAUAUUUCAAUUAAUGGAUUUCUAUUCGGCAAGUGGAAUGUCCAUUUUAUGGGUAUGCUUUUUCCAAACGAUAGCUAUAUCGUGGUUUUUCGGAGCACAAAAGUUUUGUGACUGUGUUCACCAGAUGAUGGGAAUACGAUUGAAUAAAUUUUGGUACAUCUCUUGGAUCUUCUUUGCGCCCGUGAUUAUGGCAUUUAUCUUCAUAUUUCAAUGCGUCCUAUAUAAACCAUUGAAAUAUGGGAACGAUUAUGAGUAUCCAAUAUGGGCGGAAAUCGUUGGUUUUUGCUUAAGUAUUUCAUCGAUGAUUUGGAUACCCCUUUAUGCGAUUUAUUACGUCUUUGUAACACCGGGAUCGAUUAAAGAGAACAUUUCGAAGGGACUGAAACCCAACAUAAUGUCUCAUCCGAAAUUACCUAAAGGAGAAAAAUCUACGGUAAUACCGAUGUCAGAAAGCAGUGCUGGUUUGAUAACGAAGAACAGUAGUUUUUUAAGUCAAACAUGAUCGAGACUGUAACAACUAUCGUUCUUAUAACGUUCUUAGAUCGAGAUUGGCGUUUAAGAGUGCAAUUUAUCUUGAAAUUUGGUGAAAUGGCAAUGUAGCUGAGAUCUUUCUUUUAUAUGAUACAUCUAUUUAUCAAUUUUUUUCGGACGCUAUUCCGGUUAAUUUUUCUCCGAUUGUUUCAAUAUAUAUCACUUGUUGAUAUCUUAUUAAUAUAGAAACGAACGAAGGGCUGUGCGAUUUAUAGGACAGAUAUUUCUUCUUUGAUUAAUUUAGUAUUCAAUAGCGUAGAUAAGUGUUGACAGGAAAAUAUGAAACGAGCAGUAUUUCUGACCACGACAAAGAUCGAUGAAAUAUGAAUUUCCAUUUAGUAUUUCUACUUAGUAUUUACGUAAUAAACGACGAUGAUACGCUGAUAUAAUACGAACCUAACUCUUUUUAAUGCUUCCUAUAUUUUACGUCAAAAUCUUUUAUCUUUUAUUUUCGCAUAACGUUGUUAUGACAAUGAAAGAUGAUAUUUCUAGUAUUAAUAUAAAUUAUUAUAUGAUAUUAUAAAGAAGUAAACGGUAUAAGUGUUUUAUUACAGUUUUCUUAUCUAUAUAAUGUAUAUCGCAAGUAAUAAUAUUUGACACGAACAUCUGGUACGUCUCGAUGUUGUGCAUUUCAGUAUAAAAUUUUUAUAUCAAUUUAUAUAAAAAAGGAACAAGAUUGAUUUCGAUGCUUAUUUAUGCUUGAUCAAGAUGUGCGAUGUCGUCAUAGGUCAUAAGGCGCUAAAUUAUUAUACGUAUAGUUUCUAUAGGUAAAACUACAUAUACGAAAUACCAGUGACAAAGAACGUGCUGUGUGUGUGUGUGUGUGUGUGUGUGUGUGUGGGUGUGUAUGUAUAUAUAUGUAUACUUUUUUCAUCAUCAUCCGUAAACACAAUCGUCGGUAAUUACAAUUAAUUUUAUUAUUCUUCUUAUUUUAUCAUAUUUGUAGACUAAAUGAAUUAUAAUCGAAGAUUGUAAUUGUAGAGAGAUACUCGAGAACUUCUCUAAAUUCUUAUAUAUAUAUAUAUAUAUAUAUAUAUAUAUAUAUAUAAAUAGGAGAGAUACUAUGGUAAAAAUCUAUACUACAGCUAUGUACCUGCAAAACAAUUUUUUUUAACAAUGGCCAUUUCUUAGAAUUAUCGAGUAACUAUAAGCUAAAGGAAAAUAAUGAAAUUCGAUAAAAGAA